CAGGGGCGGACUGACCAUUUGGAAACUAGGGCACUGCCCGAGGGCCCAGGGUCAGUAGGGGGCCCCAUGAGAUGCCCCUGGUACCUUUUUCAUAGGCUUUUUCGAGUUUGGGCAAGGACACAGGGGCCCCAUGAUCCCCUAUUGCCCGGGGGCCCCAUGAGUUGUCAGUCCGCCCCUGAGUACUGCCUAUCAGUGCCCUUUAGUGCUGCCUAUCAGUGUCCAUCAGUGCCGCCUAUCAGUGCCCAUCAGUGCUGCCUCAUCAACGCACAU
Messenger RNA from Staurois parvus, 270 nucleotides. The record is from the annotation of a GenBank genome assembly. Lineage: Eukaryota; Metazoa; Chordata; Amphibia; Anura; Ranidae.